AUGGGGAAGCUGCAAAAGGGAACGCGCUCUCCGUGGUCCAUACCGCCGUCCUCGUCCCGCGCGGCCUCAGUUAACCUCGGUUCCGUACAGCCUCUCAUCAACAUCGCUGGUCGCGCCAUGCUCUUCUGGAUCAUAGACCGACUUGAACUCACCGAAAACGAUUCUCUCUUCAUUGCCAUCUCGGAAAUGGUCAACGACGAGUUCCACCUCGACUCGCAACUCCGCCGCGAGUAUCCUCACCUCAAUGUCAAGCUCAUUCCGCUGCGAUUCGACACGCGAGGCGCGGCAGAGACGCUCUUCAUCGUUGCACAGUCGAUGACGGAUGACGAGUUGCAGCGAAGGACGGUCUCGCUGGACUGCGACACUAUCUACUUCCCUGAAGCUCGCUUGCUCUCGCGUAUACGCACUUUGCCUCCUCAUCACGGCGCGACUGUCGUCUUCGACGAUGCCGGCGACCCGCCCGUCUUUUCCUACGUUGAGACCGACAGCCGGAACCGCAUCGUUGACAUCAAGGAAAAGAUUGCGAUCUCCCGACAUGCCAACACCGGCGCAUACGUCUUUCCCGACGGCUUCUCGAUUCGACAGCGAUGCGCCGCCUUCCUCGACCAGCCGCUCAAGUCGCUCGCGCUAGGCGAGUACUACACUUCGUCCCUCAUCGCCGACAUGAUUGGCGCCGGCUUUACAUUCGUUGCGCUUCCGAUCCCCAACUCUAGUUUCGCAUGCGUCGGCACGCCACCGCAGCUGAACGACUUCCUCAAGACCAUCUCGCAGAAGCAAGACCUCGUGAAGCGACGCCGCUUCUGCUGGGACCUCGACAGUCUCGUCACGCCGCCCUGCGUCUUCGGCGACUACCGCACUGUGAAGCCGAUCAGGCGCAACAUCGAGCUUGUCAGACAGCUCCAUGCGGCCGGACACUGCAUCAUCAUCUCGACCUCCCGAGGAAUGCAGCAGCGCGGUAUGCUCUCCCAUCUCUCCCUUCUUUGCAUUACUGAUGAGUCUAUUGGUGCUGCAGACGGAAAUGUCAAUGCAGCAGUUGCUGACAAUGCGGCAGUCACGCUAGCAACAUUGGCGAAGCUCCAGAUUCCGUACGACGAGAUACAGUUCGGAAAACCCUACGCUCACUGCUACGUCGAUUCUCGCGCGGUCAACUCGCUGCUCGACACGCAGAAAGAGAUCGGCUGGUACGCUGCGAGCGGAGCAUCAAGGUGGAGCGGAAAGGGCAGCGUUGGAGGCAUGCUUGUCCCGCGGUCCUUCAACGCUGUCCAAGUCAUCGAGAACGCGGUUGUCAAGUCUUCCACCUCGGAGGCGAUUCUCGGCGAGAUCUACUUCUUCUCGCGCAUACCGACAGACAUCAAGGACGUCUUCCCGACUAUCAACACGCUCAACUUCGUACCCUCCACGCAGAGCUUCUCCCUCACAAUGCAGCGCGUCCACGGCGUCACCUUCUCGCACCUCCUCGUAGGUCGCGCCCUCACGGUCGGUCGACUCGAAAAGUACCUUGCCGCGCUCUCUCGCAUUCACUCCUCGAACGGCAUUGUCGACGACCACACCUCGGUUCCCCCUUCACUCGCCUCUCGCCUAAACGCACUGGGGGAGUCGCCUAGUCGCAACAUCGACAUUUACGCCAACUACGCCGCCAAAGUUUCCGAGCGCUACAAGGCUUUCCUGCCCGUCUACCUGGACCUAGGCGACGACCACGAAGCAAUCGCAUCGAGGUUGUUGGCGUUCUUGCAUGACUUUGAGGCGGACGAUCGUGCGCAGGCUGCGCAUGUGAUUCAUGGCGACCCGGUCUUCAGCAACGCCCUCUUCACCAAGGACAAUACCGUCGUCUUUAUCGACGUCCGCGGCAGGCAGGGUGACGUACUCACCCUUCGCGGCGACGCUCUCUACGAUCUUGCGAAGGUCUACCAGUCACUGCAAGGCUACGACUUUGCGCUCCUUGCGGAUCCCCUCUCCGCGCAAACGGCUGAAUUGGUCGACCUCGUCUCGCCUGUCGACCGACGUCUGCUGCAAGACUUGCAGAGUGUCUUCUGGGCCUUCGUCAAGAAGCACUACACGGUCGAUCGUCGCGGCUUGAUCCUCAUCACCGCCUCCCUGCUCUUCUCCCUCAUCCCGCUUCACGACCCGCCAAUGCGCCCGCUCUUCUACAAGAUGUGCAAGGCUGUCAUGGCGCAGGUUCGCGAGGGCUGA
Molecule: messenger RNA, 2190 nt
Organism: Rhodotorula toruloides NP11
Lineage: Eukaryota; Fungi; Basidiomycota; Microbotryomycetes; Sporidiobolales; Sporidiobolaceae
Product: protein phosphatase 2A A subunit
Exons: 12
Coding region: 1-2190 (729 amino acids)
Source: RefSeq, a predicted model, not a curated record